UGGUUGACGAUGAUAAAAUGAGACAAAACCUGCAGGGUUGCAAAAGAUUCAAUUUACACCGCAAAUGUACAAGGAAAAAUUAAAGUUCAAACUUAAUUAUUUUAAAAGACCCUAAGUGUUGGCAUUUGAUAAAAUCCACCAAAAUCCUUGUAAACCACCAUACCUGCUCACAAGGUACAUCAAUUUCAACUGAUUAAAUUUAUUUCAUUGUUUCAAAGGGGACCAUUACAUUACAGCAACGGCAUACUCAGUUGUCUUGAAACAGCACUGAAACUGCGAAGUGUGUUUUUGGUCCAACGUAAUAACACCAAAAUGGAUGAGAAGCAGGGACCAACUUCUGAUGAUGUCCCAACUGGGGAGGUAACGUCAACCACAGUUACAGAGGGUGAUGUUGUCAAGAUGCCAACAGAUGUGGCCAUCACUAUGGAUGCCAUUCCCAAUGAAGAUGAGGAGGACAAAUCCAAAGGUCUUGACCCACAAGAUAACCAUUGCGCCAGCUCCUCCGACGUUCCGGUGACUGGGGCUGCCACAACGGAUCCUUAUCACUAUCUGACGCAACAGCACUUCACCUCAGAGAUCUUCAAGAUUGAGAUCCAAAACCUCCCAAGACAAUUUGGAUUUGCGCUGCCAAGAAGAUAAGGAGGAGGCAUUGAAAGUACUCAACGGACACAAAUGGAAAGGACAAGUGCUCAAAGCCAAGGUUCACAUUCCCGCAGUGACUCUCCGUAGCUUGCCAAGCCAGUUGAGGACCCGGACACUAAGAGCCUCGCUCUGAAGAGAAGCCAAGAGGAAUCUGAUGGAAAUACCCAAGAAACUAAGAGGAGGAAGGAGGAGGACAGCUUACCAGUAGAAGAGAGGUUAAACAACACGGUGACUCCACUGUGGAACCAGCCGUAUGAGGACCAGCUAUCCACCAGACAGACCAACACCAGGGAGUUUCUGAGGAAUUUAUCCAAGAUGCUGCAACAGAACAUUGGGGAGAUGUCUCCGUGGCUGAAGCAACAAAGGUGAGCUACCCGCCAAAGACAUGGGAUGGUUGUGGGCCAGAAUGGAAAUGUAAUCUCCCUUGACAAAAUGUUUCCAGACAUAGUUCUCUGGCCAGUGGACUUACAUACUGUACAGCUGCCCUGAAUAUUGUUAAAGCCCCAGAAGAUGUUUUA
Messenger RNA from Patiria miniata (bat star), 1160 nucleotides. RefSeq lists its product as uncharacterized. The record is from RefSeq and is a predicted model, not a curated record. Lineage: Eukaryota; Metazoa; Echinodermata; Asteroidea; Valvatida; Asterinidae. The coding region runs from base 313 to 639 and encodes 108 amino acids. The transcript is spliced from 6 exons.